CGCASCCAAAUCAACGAGAAACAAUUCCCAACACCACAACUCACGGCCGCAAACACAACAACGAUCGGAACAAAAAAAUGGAAACGUCUUGCCCUUGCUCUGCGAACAACGGCGAAGGUUCCUUCGAGGUCAACCUGACCCACCAGGGAAAAUCCAGGACGAUUCGGGUCUCCGCCGCAACCACCGGGCUCGAGCUUCAUCGGCGAACGCUGGAAGCCGUGUUCGGCGUUGCGACCGCCACCGAUCCGGAUGGCUCCCCGACGGAGCUCCURAAGCUYCUYUUCAAGGGCAAACGAAUCACGCCGCAGGCAGAGACAAUCCCCUUUGCGGGUCUUUCCGCAUCCAAGAACAAGAAAMCGCCAAAGAUCAUGGUGAUCGCAACGAACACCUCCGCCAUCGAGGAACUGGCGACGAAGCGAUCCGAUCCCACCAUCCGCGGGUUCGACCAAGAAAGGGAUGCCAUCGAUCGACGAAAGGCGGCGAGCGCAUCGAGCAGGCACUGGGCGGAUUCCAUGGUCCAAGACAGGGACUACAAGUUUGUCCGCAUGAAGGCCUGCACGGACCAUUCCUUCGGCCACAGGUCGACCGAGAAAACGCCGCACGCCUUCCAGGCCAUGGAGCUGCUGGAAAAGAUGGCGACCGAUCCGGGGGUGGUGGCCAUCAUGAGGGAGCGCGAGCUGGUGGUCGGUACCCUGGGCGAGAUGGACCCCAUCGACGACCGCAUCAUGCAGAAAACAGAGGAGCACGGGGGCUGCCUGCUGGGCUACAACACCAACCGCGGCCUCCGGAUCGACCUCAAGCUGCGGACGGACGAUCUCUCGGGCUUCCGGCCCUACCCGGAGCUGGUCAAGACGCUGAUCCACGAGCUCUCCCACAACUGGGUCGGCGACCACAACCUCCUGUUCUGGACGAACUACGCGCAGAUGCGGGCCGAGUACCUCGCCACCCACGCCCGGCUGCGCCGAUCGGCGGUGGUGGUCCGCGGGAAGAAAACGGCCGAGCUGGCGGGCCUGGACGACCGGGAGCUGGGGGACGUCUUUGGGAGCAUCACCGCCGAGCUGGUCCGGGAAAUGGCGCAGCACGGCCUGCACCCGGGGGCCAUCGAGGGGCCCCUCCGGCAGCGGAUCGCGGAGCUGGAGGAGGAGACCCUGGCGCUCGACCGCGCGGGGGGGAACCGCCUGGGCGGGGCGACCUCCGGUGCUUUGUCGUCGGCGAKGGAGCUGGCCUGGGCGGCGGCGGAGCGACGGGCCAGGGAGCAGCAACAACAGCAACAGCAGCAGCAGCAACAACAACAACAACAGAAACGAAACGGCGGUGGCAAGGGCCGGUGACGCCCGUCGAGUGCGAAAAGGAGGAAGGCUUGUCUCUUGUCUUGYAUCGAGAGAACGAAGCUAGGAUCGCACUGCUGUGCGAUUAAAGUAUAAAACAAAAC
Molecule: messenger RNA, 1432 nt
Organism: Pseudo-nitzschia multistriata
Lineage: Eukaryota; Bacillariophyta; Bacillariophyceae; Bacillariales; Bacillariaceae
Source: the annotation of a GenBank genome assembly